AUGGCGUCCCAGCCAUCCAACGCGCAUCUGGCAUACCAAGUUGGAGGGCACCCGGGGGUGAAGUCAUCAGAAGGUAUCCUCUUCAAGCCCGCUCUUCCCCAGGAGAUCGCGUUCUACAAAGCGCUGGCGUCUGCAGCUGAGAACGAAGCGGUGCAAGAGGACGGGACAGUCUCGUCGCUUGCCCUUUUGCACAACUAUACCCCAACCUUCAUCGGCUCGCUAGAUCUUGUCGGGCAGGUCUCUCAAGACUCCUCGGAGAGGAAAACGGGAGGCGGAAGUGAUAGCGUGGAUAUGAACAAGGUCGUGCCUGUUCAUGACGCCCACGAGAGUGAUAAACGAGGUCUGGUACUGGAAGAUCUGACGCACGGGUUCAAAAAGCCGAGUGUCAUAGACAUCAAGCUUGGAUCGGUGCUUUAUGCUGAGGAUGCGACACCAGAGAAGAAGGAGAGGAUGAGGAAAGCGGCGGAGAAUACCACUUCAGGCACAGAUGGAAUGCGUGUCGUUGGGUUUUGCGUAUACGAUAACGACCACGCCGAACCCGUGGUCGUUCCAAAGCCAUACGGCAAGUCGAUCAAGACCGCCAACCUCCCCGAAGCCAUCGCUUCUUUCUUUCCGGUGGCGAGGUCCGAGAUCGCCUCCAAUGGAUCGACGGGCCCGUCUAGCUCAGAAAGGCACACUCAACCAUCUACUCUGAUGUCCUCUCACUGGCCGGAACCUCUGACCACUCCGUCUGGCCAUCGACCACAUACCCUUCUCUCCCUUCUCGAUCAACUCCUGUCAGACCUCGAUGACAUCCGUACGGUCAUGGAGGACGACCAGCUCGACCUCUGCAUGAUCGGCGGCAGCCUGCUCAUCGUGUACGAGAGCGACUGGGACAAGGCCGAGGAGGCGAUCCGCCGCGAGAACGCUCGACAGCAGGGGGACGACGAAGAACCAAAGAUAGAGUUGGACGACGGUGACGAAGAAGAAGAAGACGUAGAGGAGCCAGCACCCUCCAUCAGGGUCUCUCUUAUUGACUUUGCUCAUGCGUCGUUUGCGUCGCCCGACUUUCCGUAUCCUAUCAAGGAGGGACAGGAUCCGGACAAGAAGGCGGUGAGAGAAGGAGUGAUGAAGGGUCUGAAGAAGGUGAUUUCGCUGGUGAAGGGUCGGCGGAGAGAGGUGAAGGCAAUGAUGGGCGGUAGCUAG
Coniophora puteana RWD-64-598 SS2 is the source of this 1185-nucleotide messenger RNA. RefSeq names its product SAICAR synthase-like protein. Gene Ontology annotation, cellular component: cytoplasm; nucleus. Bases 1 to 1185 code for a protein of 394 amino acids. Gene Ontology annotation, molecular function: inositol-1,4,5,6-tetrakisphosphate 3-kinase activity; inositol hexakisphosphate kinase activity. Gene Ontology annotation, biological process: phosphatidylinositol phosphate biosynthetic process; inositol phosphate biosynthetic process. The transcript has 4 exons. The record is from RefSeq and is a predicted model, not a curated record. NCBI's taxonomy places the organism in Eukaryota, Fungi, Basidiomycota, Agaricomycetes, Boletales, Coniophoraceae.